This is a messenger RNA of Ceratotherium simum simum (southern white rhinoceros), 2515 nucleotides long. It is a transcript of the gene HLX, whose product is annotated as H2.0 like homeobox. NCBI's taxonomy places the organism in Eukaryota, Metazoa, Chordata, Mammalia, Perissodactyla, Rhinocerotidae. The record is from RefSeq and is a predicted model, not a curated record. Gene Ontology annotation, biological process: regulation of DNA-templated transcription. Gene Ontology annotation, molecular function: DNA-binding transcription factor activity, RNA polymerase II-specific; sequence-specific DNA binding.
ACCCGGCUCAGCCCACGCGGCAGCAGCAAACACUUUGGCGUGGCCGGGGCGUGGCUGAGGGGGCGGGCCACGCCCCUCUUUCCCAAUUCCCCCCCCUGUCCCCGCUCCCAUUGGUCACGAGGAUGACCAAUGAGUGCUCGGAUCGAGGUCCUACCCUGCGUCUGACUCGAAAGCUCCUGCCAAAACUUUGGGAGUUUUUAGAGAGGAGUUUUUUUUUUUUUUUUCCUCUUAUUACUUUUUUUUUUUUUAAACUAACGGAUUAUUAUUGUUGUUGUUUUAAAUUUAGCUCUGAGGGCUUAGCUGUUUGGGUUUUUCUUUCGGUGCCCGGCCCCUGUCUCCCCGGCUUCCCUGGCGUGCGCGGAGCCGCGGCCCCCGCCCGCCUCGCCGCUCCAGCGCCCCUAGCUCGCCUCCAGCUCGCGGGGAGCGCGGGCGUCGCGCCGCCUUUCAAGUGAGGCCGGGGGCCCAGGCUGUGACCGGCGGGGAUCCGGCCCUCGCCUCCUCCCUCGGUGGCGCUAGGGCUCCCUGGCCUGUCUUCAGUGCGGACGGAGAAGCGAAAGCGGAUCGUCCUCGGCUGGGCUGCCGCCUCCUCCCGGACUCAGCGCGCCCCUCCCCGCGCACGCACUCACCCGUCCACCCGGCCGGCCAGGCCAGGGCGGCCGCUCGGCGCGCCCCGCCAGGAUGUUCGCCGCCGGGCUGGCUCCCUUCUACGCCUCCAACUUCAGCCUCUGGUCGGCCGCUUACUGCUCCCCGGCCGGCCCAGGCGGCUGUUCCUUCCCCCUGGACCCCGCUGCGGUCAAGAAACCGUCCUUCUGCAUCGCAGACAUCCUGCACGCCGGUGUGGGGGAGCCGGGGGCGGCCCCGGAGGGCCUGGCAGGGGCCUCGGCCGCCGCCCUCACCGCGCACUUGGGCUCGGCUCACCCGCACGCCUCUUUCCAAGCUGCGGCCAGAUCCCCGCUUCGACCCACCCCGGUGGUGGCGCCCUCCGAAGUCCCGGCUGGCUUCCCGCAGCGGCUGUCUCCGCUCUCAGCCGCCUACCACCACCAUCACCCACAGCAACAACAGCAGCAGCAACAACCACAGCAGCAACAGCCUCCGCCUCCACCCCGGGCCGGCGCUUUGCAGCCCCCGGCCUCCGGGGCGCGGGUGGUCCCGAACCCCCACCAUAGCGGCUCGGCCCCGGCCCCCUCCAGCAAGGACCUCAAAUUUGGAAUUGACCGCAUUUUGUCUGCAGAAUUUGACCCCAAAGUCAAGGAAGGCAACACGCUGAGAGAUCUCACGUCCCUGCUAACCGGCGGGCGGCCCGCGGGGGUCCACCUCCCGGGCCUGCAGCCCUCCACCGGCCAGUUCUUCGCAUCUCUAGAUCCCAUUAACGAGGCUUCUGCCAUCCUGAGUCCCUUAAGCUCAAACCCGAGAAAUUCAGUUCAACAUCAAUUUCAAGACACGUUUCCAGGUCCCUACGCCGUGCUCACGAAGGACACUAUGCCGCAGACGUACAAGAGGAAGCGCUCAUGGUCUCGGGCGGUCUUCUCCAACCUGCAGAGGAAAGGCCUGGAGAAAAGGUUUGAGAUUCAGAAGUACGUGACCAAGCCGGACAGAAAGCAGCUGGCGGCGAUGCUGGGCCUCACCGACGCGCAGGUGAAGGUGUGGUUCCAGAACCGGCGAAUGAAGUGGCGGCACUCCAAGGAGGCGCAGGCCCAGAAGGACAAAGAUAAGGAGGCAGGCGAGAAGCCGUCGGGCGGAGCCCCGGCUGCCGACGGCGAGCAGGAGGAGCGGAGCCCCAGCCGCUCCGAGGGCGACGCCGAGAGCGAGAGCAGCGACUCCGAGUCUCUGGACAUGGCACCCAGCGACACGGAGAGGACUGAGGGGGCUGAGCGGUCUCUGCACCAAACGACGGUCAUCAAGGCUUCGGCCGCCGGCGCCCUCCUCGCUGCCAGCAGCGCUGGGAGUGGUGGAAACAGCGGCGGCAGUUUUGGCUUCAGCAGCCUCAGCAGCAGCAGCACCAGCGCGGGCAGCGCCAGCAGCCUUGGCAGCGGCGGCGGCGGCGCCUCGGAGCUGCUCCCCGCGCCUCAGCCCACCCUCAGCAGCGCCCCUAAAAGCCCCGAGCCCGCCCAGGCACCGCUCGGCGGCCUAUAGACCGGACGAGGGCGGAGGGGACCCGGGGCCCUGCGUGCAGACUCCCAGCCCUCCAGUGUGGGCUGGAUUUGGUGCCUCCUUUCUGUUGGCGGCGGGGCCAGGGCCGGAGACGCAGCGGUGGAGCCUCCUUCCCUGCGUUCACAUCUCGGCCCUCGCUGCCCCGGGCUGGAGCAGCCCACACUGCACAGAGCCGAGGGGAGUCUCAGUGCCCCCGCCGAAGGCUCCCAGCGCCAGCCGCGCGCUUCUCCCCGGAUACAAGCAGCUCACACUGUGAAGCCUUUGACUGAACAGUUGCUCCCCGCGCUAGCGGUCGUGGCGCAAAGACGUGUGGCACUUAGGACGCCACAGACUUGUAAAUAAAAUGUUUACUACGGUUUGUAAA